This is a messenger RNA of Fusarium vanettenii 77-13-4, 1365 nucleotides long. RefSeq lists its product as uncharacterized. The record is from RefSeq and is a predicted model, not a curated record. Gene Ontology annotation, biological process: regulation of DNA-templated transcription. Lineage: Eukaryota; Fungi; Ascomycota; Sordariomycetes; Hypocreales; Nectriaceae. Gene Ontology annotation, molecular function: DNA-binding transcription factor activity, RNA polymerase II-specific; zinc ion binding. Bases 1 to 1365 code for a protein of 454 amino acids. The transcript has 2 exons.
AUGCCUCCUGUCGGAUCCCGCCGCGCUUGUGACCGCUGUCAUUCGCUCAAGGAGCGAUGCCACUGGCGACAAGACCAGGGUUCAUGUGCUCGCUGCCAUCGUCUUGGCUUUGAGUGCCUGGUCGAUCGACCCGCCCGCAAACCUGGCCGCCCACGUCGUUAUGCCACAUCACUAACGAGGGCACCUCUCCCUGGCGACUCCUCACCAAACCAGGCAAAAUGCCUGGGAUCCGUCUAUUCCACCUUGGGUCCCAUGAUCCCUCGGUGUCUCCCUCUGCUCAACGACCUUACAUACUCGGAUCAACGCCUCCUCCAGGACAUUCUGUUUGGUGAUGCCGCAUUGAACGUUUUCCUGAUAGGCCCAACUUUUAAAGAACGACACCGUGGACUUCUCAUCUCCCACUUUGUUGUGUCGCGACACACAUUGGAGGAUGCCUUUCUUGCCUUGGCUCUCGCCUUCAGCCACGACGCGGCAUUAGCUCAACGCAACACUGAAGUACAGUACAAGCACGCGUCCUCGGCUAUCAGGCAUUUGCGCGAGUACAAGGUCCGCAAUAGCCAUGGCGUCUCCGAGUGUCUAGCACUAGGCGCCCUCAUCAUAUCAUUUACUCACUACCGCUCGUCAUCACCGGAUUCGUCACCAAUAUGCAGGCAGACCCUCAGCUUGAUUAAGGACAUGUACGAGUCAGACGAGGACCUGGAACCGGAUGACCUGGUCUUUGUUCCGUGUCUCAUAUUGCCCGAGAUAAUCGACUGUAUGAUGCAAGGAUCGGUGCCCACAUUGAGGUUCCGCUGUCGGCCUGGAGCCGAAGACUACGUCGACCGAUAUACCGGUCUCUUCUGUCCGAUGCUUCCGAGCUUGUACGACAUUUACCAUCAAGAUUUGCACGACAUAUUGGAAGCUAUUGAUCGCAUCGAGCUGACGGUGACGGCCUGGCAACCACACAUCCCAGAGGGCUUUGCUACCCGCUUCACGACAAAUGAGGUCUCUCACAUGCUCUGUCAGGCCCAGGUGGUCAGGCUCGGAGCCCUUCUUCUCCUCCAUCGACUACGAUAUCCUUUUGGCACAAACAAUGGCCCAGCACUAGCCCUUGCCACGGCCAUCCUCACACAACUCGACCUGACACGAGCCGCAACCAACCACAGCAUCUUAUCCAUUGCACUGCCACUAUUGGCGGCAUGUUUUGAGAUCAAAGAGGAAACGGACAGGAAUAUGUGGCUCUCAAAGAUACCGGGCCUGGUGGGCUAUUCUCUAGACUUUUCGCAGUAUCUGCAGGCCCGUGUAUCAAAGUUUUGGGAACUUGUGGAUGAUGUGCAGGUUGUAUCUUGGUAUAAUAUUAGGGACAUGCUUCAGCUGUAUAAUUGA